Molecule: messenger RNA, 1489 nt
Organism: Colletotrichum destructivum
Lineage: Eukaryota; Fungi; Ascomycota; Sordariomycetes; Glomerellales; Glomerellaceae
Product: Putative mitochondrial carrier protein
Exons: 5
Coding region: 141-1088 (315 amino acids)
Biological process (GO): mitochondrial ATP transmembrane transport; mitochondrial ADP transmembrane transport
Cellular component (GO): mitochondrial inner membrane
Molecular function (GO): ATP:ADP antiporter activity
Source: RefSeq, a predicted model, not a curated record
UCCCUCAAACCUGCUACCGUCGGAGCACUUAAAUUCUCUCGACUCGCCCUUCCGUCUUCACAUCUCCUUCUACUCCUCCGUCCAUCUCCGCUCAUUCUUUUCUCUGAGGUUGAUCUUUUGAGAAGAAACCCACAGCCAAAAUGUCUCCUCCUACCGACCAGAAGGUUCUGGGCAUGCCGCCCUUCGUGGCUGACUUCCUCAUGGGAGGUGUCUCUGCCGCUGUCUCCAAGACUGCUGCUGCCCCCAUCGAGCGUAUCAAGCUCCUCAUCCAGAACCAGGAUGAGAUGCUUAAGCAGGGUCGUCUCGACCGCAAGUACGACGGCAUUGCCGACUGCUUCCGUCGUACCGCCGCCGACGAGGGUGUCAUGUCUCUGUGGCGUGGCAACACUGCCAACGUCAUCCGUUACUUCCCCACCCAGGCCCUGAACUUCGCUUUCCGUGACAAGUUCAAGAAGAUGUUCGGCUUCAAGAAGGAGCGCGACGGCUACGCGUGGUGGAUGGCUGGUAACCUGGCCUCCGGUGGUGCUGCUGGUGCCACUUCCCUCCUCUUCGUCUACUCCCUCGACUACGCCCGUACCCGUCUGGCCAACGACGCCAAGUCCGCCAAGAAGGGUGGUGAGCGCCAGUUCAACGGCCUCGUCGACGUCUACCGCAAGACCCUCGCCUCUGACGGUAUUGCCGGUCUCUACCGUGGUUUCAUGCCCUCCGUCGCUGGUAUCGUCGUCUACCGUGGUCUCUACUUCGGUCUCUACGACUCCAUCAAGCCCGUCGUCCUCACCGGUAACCUCGCCAACAACUUCCUUGCCUCUUUCGCUCUCGGAUGGUGCGUCACCACCGCCGCCGGUAUCGCUUCUUACCCCCUUGACACCAUCCGUCGUCGCAUGAUGAUGACCUCUGGUGAGGCCGUCAAGUACAAGAGCUCCUUCGACGCCGGCAAGCAGAUCAUCGCCAAGGAGGGUGUCAAGUCUCUCUUCAAGGGUGCUGGUGCCAACAUUCUCCGUGGUGUUGCCGGUGCUGGUGUCCUGUCCAUCUACGACCAGCUCCAGGUCCUGCUCUUCGGCAAGGCCUUCAAGGGUGGCUCCGGCUAAAUGCCUUGACACCUCUUCGUGUAUAAACUCUUCAUCGGUGGCGGGUUGGCAGUUGGCGAACACCCGGGCUGUGGGGAUUCGUGGCUGGCUAGGAUCAGAUGAGGAUUCGGUUGACAAAAGGGGUGAGAUGGAAGUUGCGGAGGGACUUUGGAUGCGGACGCCACAAAAGGUGGCUCGUCUGCGUCGGCCAGUCCUUCGUGGUUUAGACUGGCAUAUGGCAAGGCGUUCUCUUACAUGACCUGAAGAGCUUUGCUUGCUACCUAAUCCACUGUAAUUUGUACACUAAAGCAAUUCUCGAUUGCAUUUGUUCACGCAACCUCUUUCUCCGCCGGACUCGACUGGCUUCUGGUUUAUCCUGGCGUGGAUUUUCCUUGGUCUUGCAUGAAUUGAUAGACUUCCGU